CGUACGCACUGCACCGUCGUCCAGCAACAUCAACCUCGCGCGCCAACUCCGAAAAGACAGCAACAAGCUCGCCUAGAAAUAAAAUGUUCCUAGGUAGUACCUAGGCAGAGAUCUUAAACGAACAAGCGGGGCGAAAGCUUCCCCAGAUACAAGUUACCCGGAUGGGUUUUGUGAGAAAAGAAAGACUCGCAAAAUUCACGGUUGCACGUGUGUGAGAGGAUAGCCAGACUCUUGUAGCAAUGGGCAGAAAGCGUCAAAAGAAAAAGCAAGGAAAAACACCAAGAGCAGAAAAACCUCAAAAGGUUAACGGGAAUGGUGGACCUCCACUGUACACCGAGAUUGAAAGAAGCAACGAAGCAUUUGAAAAAUACUACAAGGCACAGAAUAUAGUACCUGAAAAAGAAUGGGAUGACUUCAUGGCUGCACUGCGACGUGGACUGCCUGUUGCAUUUAGAAUUACAGGAUUUCUUCCGGAAUCCAAAUACUUGCUGAACAUAAUCAAAAGUCAGUACUUUGCAGGACUUUUAAAUGUUGAUGGAGAUGAAGUAAAGGCUGGGAAGCCAUCUAACUUGACGUGGUAUCCGAAUGAACUGGCAUGGCAGCUUGAUCUGUCUCGCAUCAUGAUACGGAAAUCUGAGGCUUAUGCAAGACUCCACAGUUUCCUGAUAUCAGAAACAGACACAGGCAACAUUACUCGACAAGAAGCAGUAAGCAUGAUUCCACCUCUUCUACUUGACAUCCAGCCUCACCACAAGGUUUUGGACAUGUGUGCUGCUCCUGGCUCCAAAACAGCUCAGGUGAUGGAGAUGCUGCAUGGGCACGUGAACACAAUUCCUGAAGGAGUUGUGGUGGCCAAUGAUGUGGAUAACAAGCGCUGUUACAUGCUCGUACAUCAAGCUAAGCGGCUCCACUCCACCUGCUGCCUUGUUACUAACCAUGAUGCAGCCGCCAUGCCGAACAUGUAUCUUUCUAAAGAGGAUGGAACCCAAGAGGUUUUGAAAUAUGACAGAAUCCUUUGUGAUGUUCCUUGCACUGGAGAUGGAACUUUAAGAAAAAAUGUUGACCUGUGGAGGAAAUGGAAUGUGGCUAAUGGAAAUAGCAUUCAUGGUCUGCAAGUUCGUAUAGCACGCCGUGGCCUCGAGCUUUUGGUAGAAGGAGGUAUAAUGGUAUACUCAACAUGUUCCAUGAACCCCUUGGAGAAUGAAGCUGUGAUUUCAAGCAUCUUGCUUCAAUGUGAAGGAACCGUAGAGCUAGUUGAUGCCAGGAGCAGUUUGCCAGGCUUAGUGAGCAGCUCAGGCCUCUAUACAUGGAAAGUUUCCAGCAAAGAUAUGGCAGUUUACACCUCAUUUGAUGAAGUGCCAGAGAAGUACCACACACAGAUCAGAGCGCACAUGUUCCCUCCAUCAUCAGAGGUGGCUACGCAACUGAAAUUGGAGCGCUGCAUCAGAAUUCUUCCUCACCAACAAGACACUGGUGCAUUUUUUGUUGCUGUACUAAGGAAAAUUGCACCAAAGCUGCCAUGGGAGUCUCAACGCAAGGACAAAGGCAUGGGAGACGUUCCUGUUGAUCAAGAAGAAAAAGAAGAUACUAAAGAAGACAAAGAACCAGCUCCAAGAAAGAAACGAAGGAUCAAGGGUUACAAGGAAGAUCCUUUUGUGUUCCUUUCAGAUGAUGACAAGAUUUGGAAAACUGUACGAGAUUUCUAUGAAGUGGACCCAACUUUUCCGAACCAGCAGCUGUUGGGCCGAUGUCAACAGGAGAAAAAACGCAACAUCUACCUUGUGUCUAAGACCGUGAGGGACAUAAUUGAAUUAAACAGUGAAAGAAUUAAGGUCAUCAACACGGGUGUCAAGGUUUUUUGCCGUUGUGAAGGCAAAGAAGAGUUGGCAUGCGACUUUAGGGUUUGCCAGGAGGGUCUUCCGACAGUGCUGCCUUACUUGAACAAGAGAAAGCUGAUUAUGAGCAGGCAAGACCUUUAUGUGCUGCUUACAGAAGAAUAUCCACUUGAAACCCAGUUUUCACCAGAACUCCAGGAGCAGCUGAAAGACCUUGAAAAGGGAUGUGUGCUGCUUGUCUACACUUCAUUUCCAGGGACGGCAGAUGAAUUCGAGUUAGUUCUGGCUGGGAGGAAAGGAAAGGCGACACUGAGAUGUUACGUGACUAAGCAAGAAAGAGUUCACUAUCUUCGUGUUUGUGGCUACGACGUUUCUGAGUACGAAAAGCGUGACAGAAGGAAGAAACCAGACGAGAGCGCCACUAUGGAGGUUUUAGGAGCUGGGGAUUCGACCAAGGAUACACCAGAAGCAGUGCAAGAAAGAACAGACGACAGUUGUAAAGCACAAAAUAAUGACUAAGCACACUUUUGGUAGCACUUGCAACAUCUCUUUGUUGUGGCCUUUCUUACUUGAUUGGGACCAGAUAUCGUAACACAAAGACUUGCUCCAUGCUAUUCCACAGUGCUUGACAUUUUUCAUGUAAAGUCUUUGCAUAAAAUAAUUUGAUUACCAUUUUUCUGGCAAGCUUGCCUGCUUUUAAUAAAAGUUUGUGGCAUUAUUCUUGACCACAGAUUAUUUCACUGCAAAAGAAUGUUUCCAAAAUUUAAAGCUCAAUGCAAAAUUACUUGGAAAUGAUUCAUGCAUACAAAACUUAGUAAUAUAUUAUCAAAUUGAAGAAGAGACAUUUGAGUUAAGUGACGCCACAAUUCAAAGAGAGCAAUACAUCGAUGUGACCUUGUAGACAUGGACAGCAGGUGUGCCAUUUGUCUGUGUAAUAGUUCAUGCAGUGCCACCAAAUGCGAGGCUGGCUGGGUGGCUGUACUUGACAUUUCCUUACUUCAUUGUGUAGAAGAAAAGCUGCGCAGCUGCCAGAAAAUUGAGUUGGGUUGCAUCAUUUUUAGUUCGUAGCAAACAAAAGGUGGGAGAUGUAAAAGUGAGGUAUGAAACAGGAAAGGUUGCCAAAGAAAACAAGCAAGCUUAAAAUUGAAGCGACAGGCAGUACCACUUCCACUAGUGCCAUUGGACCUUUCAUUUUAGUAUCAUUCGAUUCAUUUGUGUUUGCUGCUAAAUUUGUGCAUUUGUUGAGCUCAAAGAAACAAUAUGUAGGGUGUGUGCACUGAUGUCUAAAGUCGUGGCUGCAUAUUGCUCUGAUCUCUAAUAAAUAUGCAUUGUUGGAAAGGAUUGUAAUGUUGAACAUUUGUCUCUGUGUUGUGACGAAGGUGAGGUGUUGCCAAGACCCAUAUUGUCAAAUAAAAGACAUGAUUCAAACAGUUA
Messenger RNA from Rhipicephalus microplus (southern cattle tick), 3269 nucleotides. It is a transcript of the gene Nsun2, whose product is annotated as tRNA (cytosine(34)-C(5))-methyltransferase Nsun2. Gene Ontology annotation, biological process: tRNA methylation. The record is from RefSeq and is a predicted model, not a curated record. Gene Ontology annotation, molecular function: tRNA (cytidine-N5)-methyltransferase activity; tRNA binding. Gene Ontology annotation, cellular component: cytoplasm; nucleus. NCBI's taxonomy places the organism in Eukaryota, Metazoa, Arthropoda, Arachnida, Ixodida, Ixodidae.